CUGGAAAUGAAAGUGGGAGGUGAAGCGAUUAGCGAACCAACCAAACAUUUUCAACCGGACUCUUCAGUCCGAGAGGCGCAUGGAUCGAUCUUUACGACGCCUUAUUGCUGCCGCAGUCCUGGAGGCUGCUCACUCCGACACGGGACUCCGGAACGGGUGCAUCCCGUACUCUGAAUACCGCACGUAACCCCGCGACACCCUGAGGCGCAGCCGCCUGGUUUAUUGGGGCUCGGCAGAAGAGUGCGGCGCGCGGAGUUGUAGGUUCGCGUCAGACGCGGUCCCGGUGAAGACGCUGCUGGGGAUGGAGCGCUGGAAGGGGAGAGUGGCCCUGGUAACAGGAGCCUCGGUGGGGAUCGGAGCGGCUGUAACCCGGGCUCUGGUCCAACAGGGCAUGAGGGUGGUCGGCUGCGCCAGGAAUGUCGACAAAAUAGAGAAACUGGCCGCCGAAUGUCAGAGUGCGGGCUACAGUGGCACGCUGAUCCCUUACAAAUGUGACCUGUCCAACGAAGAGGAGAUCCUGUCCAUGUUCUCCGCCAUCAAAACGCUUCACAAGGGGGUGGACGUUUGCAUCAACAAUGCCGGGCUGGCUCACAAUGAACCCCUGCUGUCGGGAAGGACAGAGGGCUGGAGGAACAUGAUUGAUGUGAACGUCUUAGCCUUGUCCAUCUGCACCCGCGAGGCCUACCAAUCAAUGAAAGAGAGGAACGUGGACGACGGCCACAUCAUCAAUAUCAACAGCAUGGGCGGGCACCGACUCGUGCCGAGCGCCGACGAGCAUUUCUACUGUGCCACCAAAUUUGCCGUGACUGCUCUGACUGAGGGGAUACGGCAAGAGCUCCGGGAGGAAAAGACUCACAUAAGAGCCACGUGUAUAUCUCCUGGUAUAGUCGAGACUGAGUUUGCCUUCCGACAUCACAACAACGAUGCAGAGAAAGCAGCUGCAGUCUACGAGAGUAUAAAGUGUUUGAAGGCAGAGGAUGUAGCCAGCGCAGUCACGUUUGUCCUUAGUGCCCCGCCUCACGUUCAGAUCGGAGAUGUGCAGAUGAGACCAGUGGAACAGGUAUCAUAGCAGUGACACUGGAAGGCAGCCACCAUGACUCCUUAGCGGCCUCUGCUGGCCAUGUGGGUUAGGAGGGAGGGAGGGGGAUGUGUGUGGGAGGGGGUCUACAGGAGCUUAACCAAGAAGAGCUGGAGCCUUAAAGAGGCUGUGCAAGGAAUAGCAUGCAUGGACUCUGUAAACCACUACAACAAAUAAAAUACUACUGAACAGCAACGUUGGCAGCUGCUGGUCUCGGUCUUGAACUGAACCGACUUUGAAGCGAAGUAGGAACAAAUUGGGACGGAGUUGCUGCUGCGCCGUGUGGUCGUCUGCACGGCUGCCACCUCAGAGGGAAUAUGUUGUUGAUUGCACAUUUUUGUUUUGUUCGUUUCUUUUGUUUUUGUAGGUCACGUGACAUAUCUUUUUGGAAUUUAAUUGAAAUAAUAAGAAUAAUAAUUGCUGUUUCUAGGAGAACCUUCUUUUUUUUUUUAAUAAGUAUGCUGACUUCUAAUUCCAGAUAUAGCUGUGGUCUUACACAAACUAAUCCUAGACAAAGCUGUGUCACACCUACUGUGAGUAACCAGGAACAGUCUGUACAUCCCACUCCAUUAUUAACUCAUCUCACAAACGCAUUCAGUUGUCCGUGAUUGGAUCUGAUGACUUCUUACAGAUGUUCAGGGUACAUUUAGGGAGACGUCUUUUUUUUAUGUCACAGGUUGUUUUUUAUUACAGUCCACCUAAUUGCCUGUGUAGCAUCUGUUCUGCACUGUGGAGUUCAGAAACGGAAGCUAGCCGUAUACACGUAUCCUUCUAUUGGAAAUUUCUCAUGUACUGAAUAAACAAAAUAAAUACUAUUCCCCUCA
Messenger RNA from Fundulus heteroclitus (mummichog), 1902 nucleotides. It is a transcript of the gene dhrs11a, whose product is annotated as dehydrogenase/reductase (SDR family) member 11a. NCBI's taxonomy places the organism in Eukaryota, Metazoa, Chordata, Actinopteri, Cyprinodontiformes, Fundulidae. The record is from RefSeq and is a predicted model, not a curated record. The transcript is spliced from 7 exons. The coding region runs from base 302 to 1069 and encodes 255 amino acids.